Molecule: messenger RNA, 1995 nt
Organism: Kogia breviceps (pygmy sperm whale)
Lineage: Eukaryota; Metazoa; Chordata; Mammalia; Artiodactyla; Physeteridae
Gene: CASP9
Product: caspase 9
Biological process (GO): apoptotic process; proteolysis; positive regulation of neuron apoptotic process
Cellular component (GO): cytoplasm
Source: RefSeq, a predicted model, not a curated record
GUCAGAGGCGUCCGGGGCCUGUGCCGUCUGCCCGACAUGGACGAGGCUGACCGGCGGGUCCUGCGGCAGUGCCGGGUGCGGCUGGUCAGCGAGCUGCAGGUGGCCGCGCUCUGGGACAAUCUGCUGAAUCGCGAGCUCUUCACCCCCGACAUGAUCGAGGACAUCCAGCGGGCAGGCUCUGGGUCUCGGCGAGAUCAGGCCAGGCAGCUGAUCAUAGAUCUAGAGACCCGAGGGAGUCAGGCCCUUCCUUUGUUCAUCUCCUGCUUAGAGGACACAGGCCAGGACACUCUGGCUUCGUUACUGAGAACCAGUAGACAAGCAGCAAAGCAGGAUCCAGAGGCCAUCAGACCCCUGGACCUCAAGCCUGUGGUGCUCGGACCAGUGAGCCUCAAACCAAAGGAGCUGAGAGGGGCGAAGCGGGAUCCAUCGAAGCCGAGCCAAGGAAAACUCGCUCCAGUGGUGCUGGGGCCUGAGGAGCUCUGGCCAGCCAAGCUCAGGCCCGAGGUUCUCAGACCAGAGGCACCCAGGCCAGUGGACAUUGGUUCUGGAGGAUUCAGUGAAAUCUGUGCUCAGGACAGAGCCAAGGGAAAUGCCGACUUGGCAUACGUCCUGAACGCAGACCCCUGUGGACACUGCCUCAUUAUCAACAAUGUGAACUUCUGCCACGAGUCGGGGCUCAGGACCCGCACGGGCUCCAGUAUUGACUGUGAGAGGAUGCAGCAACGCUUCCACUUGCUGCAUUUCGUGGUGGAGGUGAAGUGUAACCUGACUGCCAAGCAAAUGGUCCAGGCUUUGGUGGAGCUGGCGCGGCGGGACCACGGUGCUCUGGACUGCUGCGUGGUGGUCGUCCUCUCUCAUGGCUGUCAGGCUAGCCACCUCCAGUUCCCGGGCGCUGUUUAUGGCACAGAUGGAUAUCCCGUGUCUGUCGAGAGAAUCGUGAACAUCUUCAACGGAACUGGCUGCCCCAGCUUGGGAGGGAAGCCCAAGCUCUUCUUCGUCCAGGCCUGUGGUGGAGAGCAGAAAGACCAGGGGUUUGAGGUGGCCUCCACUUCCCCUGAAGACAGGACCCCUGACAGCGACUCUGAGCCAGAUGCUACCCCGUUCCAGGAAGGCCCAGUCACCGUCGACCAGCCAGAUGCCGUGUCUAGUUUGCCCACACCUAGCGACAUCUUGGUGUCCUACUCCACCUUCCCAGGUUUUGUCUCCUGGAGGGAUACCAAGAGUGGCUCCUGGUACAUCGAGACCCUGGACAGCAUUUUUGAGCAGUGGGCUCACUGCGAGGACCUUCAGACCCUCUUGCUCAGGAACCUUCCUGCUCCAGCCCUGGUGGCGGCUGAGGCCUGGACUUUCCUACAUCUGUGGCUGACACCCAUUGAAGGAUUCUGUAGCCUGUAGAGGUCUGCUCUUUCCCCUCCGGGCUGCAGACAGGCUCCUAGCAGCUUUCAAAUUGGAGCCAAAUGACCAACGAUGGAAGAAGAGGAGCAUAACGCCGUGGACACCACUGGGUUCUUUGCCAGUGGCCCGUUCCUGCCUAGUGGCUGUGGCCUGUGACCCCUGUGUUUUCUCUACAUCAGGGCUUCUCAGCCUCAGCACAGCUGACAUUUGGGGCCAGAGAAUCCUUAGUUGUGGGGCCGUCCUGUGCACUGUGGGAUGUUUAGCAGCACCCUUGGCCUCUCCCCACUAGAUGCGAGCAGCACCCCUUCUCCGAGUCGUGACAACCAAAACUGUCUUCAGACAUUGCCACAUCUCCCUGGUGGGCCCCCACUGGAGAACCACUGAGUUACAGGAAAUUUUGGUGACAAACAGACCAGCAUCUCUUUUAGAUCAGCAGUUUGGAGCUACUAGAGUCUGAAGAGUUAGAAUCUGUGAAUCCUAAAUGAAGUUUUAAAAAUGAUCAAUAUUUGUCUAUAUUGCAGUGUUCUUAAAAACAAAACAAAACAAAGCAAAACCUUAGGUGAAUAUGGACUCUCUUUCACCUAUUUCUCCCCCCCAUUU